AUGGCUAAUGAUAAGCUUGCUGCCUUGGUUGUGGUAGCAUUGCUCGGUUGUAUGGCGCAUACAUGCCAAGCCAGCUAUGGGUAUCCCAACCCAAUGCCGCCCAUCCCAAGCCCGACACCACCUACGGCACCGGCGCUCACCCUGAACUACUACAGCUAUUCCUGCCCUAAUGCGGAGGCAAUUGUGAGGGAGGCCGUAAAGAACGCCACAGACAACAAUCGCGGCAUCGGUGCCGGUCUCAUCCGGCUCUUCUUCCACGACUGUUUCGUCAGGGGUUGCGAUGCCUCGGUUCUCCUAGACGCGACGACGGCCAGCCCGGAGCCGGAGAAGCUUGGCAUUCCAAACUUCCCCAGCCUCCGCGGCUUCGAGGUGAUCGACGCCGCAAAGGCGAAGCUUGAGAAGGAGUGCCGUGGGGUUGUCUCGUGCGCUGACAUCGUCGCUUUCGCUGGGCGCGACGCCAGCUUCUUCCUAAGCAACGGCGUGGUAGACAUCAAAAUGCCGGCUGGCCGGUACGAUGGGCGUGUGUCUUUCGCCAACGAGACCCUCCGCGACCUGCCCCCUCCCUUCGCCAACGUCACGGUGCUGGAGGCAAUGUUCAAAGCCAAGGGGCUCGACCUCGACGACAUGGUUACCCUCUCGGGCGCGCACACCGUCGGGAUCUCUCACUGCUCGUCCUUCGCUGACCGCCUCCCAGCCGACCCCUCGGACCCCAUGUCCAUGGAACCCGUGUUGGCUAGCUCGCUACAGCAGAAGUGCAGCCGCGGCGGUGACCCCGUGGUGGUGCAGGACGACGUUACCCCCCAUGACCUGGACAAACAGUACUAUCAGAACGUACUUGACCGUAAAGUGUUGUUCAAAUCGGACGCGGCGCUGCUGUCGCCGCAGACACUCAAGGCUGUGGAACACAACGCCAAGAACCCCGGGAAAUGGGAGCGAAAGUUCACGGACGCAAUGGUUAAGAUGGGCAACAUCGAGGUCAAGACCAAGGCCAACGGGGAGAUCAGAAAGCAGUGCCGGUUCGUCAACUAG
Messenger RNA from Triticum turgidum subsp. durum (durum wheat), 1029 nucleotides. NCBI's taxonomy places the organism in Eukaryota, Viridiplantae, Streptophyta, Magnoliopsida, Poales, Poaceae. The record is from the annotation of a GenBank genome assembly.